Messenger RNA from Caenorhabditis briggsae, 489 nucleotides. Lineage: Eukaryota; Metazoa; Nematoda; Chromadorea; Rhabditida; Rhabditidae. The record is from RefSeq and is a predicted model, not a curated record. The transcript is spliced from 2 exons. Bases 1 to 489 code for a protein of 162 amino acids.
AUGAGAUCUACUACCUUCUUCUCUCUUCUGAUUGUCUUCUUCAUUGGAGCUUCCGCUCUUCCCAUUGACGAAGAACGCGGAAAUAGUACCGACACGCCCGAAGUUUUCGUUCAGAAGUUUUUGAAGAGAGCGACUCGAGUUCUCAAUGAUCACGAUUUCUCGUUAGUCUGUGCCUUAUUUGACCAUGGCUUUGAAUUCAACAAAUGCGAUCGAAAGCUUGACUACUAUGAGGUCACACUGACUUUGGCAAAUUGUGAUCCACAAGUUCAAAUUUCUUUCGAACUACAGACAGUGGAAUUUCGAAAAAUGCCUAACUUCCGAGACGAUAAAAUCAAGUUUGUGGUCCUCAUCCAUGGGCUUGGAAAGGAACUGGAGAAUGGCGUUGAAUUGGUUCUCGGAACAUAUUUCCAACAACUUCUUUCGGGAAAGGCACGAAAAUGCAAUGAAAAAGCAAAUUUCGCAAGAAAUGAUAUCAAGGAUCUUCCUUAG